Molecule: messenger RNA, 1418 nt
Organism: Exophiala mesophila
Lineage: Eukaryota; Fungi; Ascomycota; Eurotiomycetes; Chaetothyriales; Herpotrichiellaceae
Exons: 3
Coding region: 444-863 (139 amino acids)
Source: RefSeq, a predicted model, not a curated record
CACCGCAUCUCCUCGCCCAAAGCGCAAUUUGACCUUGCACGUGUGACCGUGAAAAGCUUUUGUGCUUGGGGCUUGGGAGUCAGGCGCGAUGAUGCAAAUUUUUGGACAGAAGCGUCAAUGCCUCACAGUGAGGAACAGUACAUAGAAGGUGGGUCGCCACUGUCAGUGCCAGAUGGCUCUCCAUCAUCUCUACCCACAUUCCACUUGCUCAGCGUUUGGACAAUUCGAUAUUGACUCUUGAACCUUACUCUGUCAUUCUACUGGCUAUCAUUCUUCAUUGUUUGCCGGAGUUUCGAUUUUAGUACAACCUAGGCCCUGAAGCAACAACUCAUCGAUCCAGCAUUCUUUGAGAGACUCUCUUCAGUUCUUGCCCGUUCACCAGGCUCAAGUUACCUGCUCUUGCUUUACAAGAUCUCGCAGCCGUCACCUCGUACGGACUGAUCAUGUCAGACAACAGUCAAACCGUCUUCUAUGGCCGUGGCGGCGCAGGCAAUGUGACCACCAAAACCGCCCAGUCGCCAAAGUUUGUCGCAGAAACCACACCAACUUUAAAGUCCAAGACGUACACCACUGGCCGUGGUGGCUCCGGCAAUAUGGCAAAGAAUGACCUCCAAAACCCAGAGGAAGCCCGGAAAGCUCAGGAUGUUGACAUCCCGGGGCUGACUCUUCCAGAGGGAUCUCAUCAUACUGGUCGAGGCGGCGCAGCCAAUAUAUACACCCCUACCGAGUCGGAGCAGCUCCAGGCCAAGCAGAACAAUGAAAAGGUGAGGUCCGAGUCAUUUCGACGAAGCGGAUCCAAGGAGCGCAACGGAGUUCGAGCAUUGGCAGACAAGGCCAAGGAUGCAUUGACGGGAAAGAAUUAAAUGCCAAAUGAACACCAGCUUACUAUAUGUGCGAUCGGAGGAAGGAUUUUCAUCUCAUGUCCGGAGCUGGGGAACCGCCUUUAAUUGAGCGUUGAGGCUGCGACGGAGUUUUGUUAUUUAUUUUCCUCUGACAUAUGAACUCUUAGUAUCAGAUAUGAAAGCCCCUUUGCAUGGCCACAGGCCAGCGGGACAAAGUUGAUGUGCGACCGGCUAUGCAGGCGCGCUUCCGUUAAACCUACGAGCUAAUCAGCGAGUUCAAGAGUUGAUCUCUUCUGAGAAAAGCUGCUCAAGCAUGAGACCGACCCACUGCUAAUCUGGGUUUAAGCGACGAGGAUUUGGUUCGGAGCUGAACUUUGGUUGAGCGGCGUGGUGGCAACGGGGGUUAUCCCACUUUCUGCAGCCUGAAUUUAUCAUGUGCAAUGGGCGCGAACAGGACGAAGAAGGUGAAGAUGAUAGACCGCAGUGCAAAGUCGCGGAACCCGACUGCGAUUGCGCGUUCACGACACUAUCAAAAGUGAUAGGUUAUGUGCCAAUCUCGACCGCCGCCGAUUUGCU